AGCACUUCCAGUCUCUCCAGACACCCACCACCACCACCACCACCACCCCGCCAAUCAUGUCCGCCAAGGCAGCGCGCUCCAGCAUGGGCCUCUUCAAGCUCUGGACCACGGACAGCGGCACCUUCCCGGUCGUCAUCAUCUGCAGCUUCGCCGCCGUGGCCGCGGGCGCCUCGGCCAGCCGCUACCUGCUGCACAACCCGGACGUGUGCUUCGACAAGAGCAAACGCAACAGCUCCAUGCACUACCAGACCGAGGACGGCGCGGGCUGGCGCGCGCGUCGCUUCCGCUUCGCCAACAUCCACCGCAACGCCAUCAACCAGUCGCGCCAGUUCGACCCGGCCUUCGCCAAGGAGGAGAACAAGAACGUCUCCAGAUAAGCGGCCUUUCUCUCUUCGGUCUACAGCGCGUAGCUGUCGGUCUACAAGUCACACACACCACAUACAUUUAUUCGGUUUUGAUCCACA
Phytophthora sojae is the source of this 464-nucleotide messenger RNA. RefSeq lists its product as hypothetical. Lineage: Eukaryota; Oomycota; Peronosporomycetes; Peronosporales; Peronosporaceae. The transcript has a single exon. Bases 57 to 377 code for a protein of 106 amino acids. The record is from RefSeq and is a predicted model, not a curated record.